Apis cerana (Asiatic honeybee) is the source of this 2431-nucleotide messenger RNA. RefSeq names its product elongation of very long chain fatty acids protein 7. Gene Ontology annotation, molecular function: fatty acid elongase activity. Gene Ontology annotation, biological process: very long-chain fatty acid biosynthetic process; fatty acid elongation, polyunsaturated fatty acid; fatty acid elongation, saturated fatty acid. Gene Ontology annotation, cellular component: endoplasmic reticulum membrane. Lineage: Eukaryota; Metazoa; Arthropoda; Insecta; Hymenoptera; Apidae. The record is from RefSeq and is a predicted model, not a curated record.
GUUGUACAUAACUUCAGGGGCCCGGCUGGAAGGGAUAUAAGACUACGACUGCACAGCUUUGCGUUGUCAGACCGUAGAGGAUAUCGUUCGCGGCCAAACUAAAAGGGAAAGAGAACCUUGGCAUCAAGCGAGUCGUGGGCACGUAUCGAAACACGGACCGAGACAUUCGUCUAUAACCGAUAACAGUUUGCACGCGGGUUACACGCGGUUACACGUGGUGUCCCAGUGUCGUUCGUUGCCGAUAAAGAAAUUCCGAUCGGUCGUUUCAUCGCUGCAACACAGAAGAGACGACAACAAUAACAAAGAUCCCCGCGAUUCUUCGAUUCGUUAUUUUCCUUCGAACUGACCCAUCGAUCUAUCUUGGACUACGAGAAGUAGAGAACGCACGAGAUAGAAAAGGCAAGGAAAGAAAAAAAAUAUAUAUAUGUAUAUAUAUGUACAUACAUAUAUGUCGAGAGAGAAAGAGAGAGAGAGCAGUUUGGUCUUUUGUUUUCGUUUCGUUACAUCGUCGGUUAGUCGGACGAAUCUAGUCGCAACAGGUUUUCUUGUUAUUAUUCAAGAACAAUGUCGGGAAUUAUGGAGUUGUAUAAAGAUAUUAUGGAGAAUAAAAGCCAUCCAAUAACGAAAGAUUGGUUUUUGAUAUCAGGACCAGGCCCAGUGACAAUGAUAAUUGUCAGUUAUUUAUAUUUUUCCUUAUCAGCUGGACCAAGAUAUAUGAAGGACAAGAAACCGUACGAGUUAAGAAUUCCCAUGAUUGUUUACAAUUUUAUCCAAGUGCUGUUUAGUAUAUACAUCUUCUACGAAGGAUUGAUGGCUGGAUGGUUAUAUGACUACAAUUAUUAUUGCCAGCCUGUUGAUUAUACGGACAAUCCACUAUCUAGAAGGAUGGCUAAUGCUGUUCAUUUCUAUUUCACGUGCAAAUUGAUAGAAUUAUUGGACACAGUAUUUUUCGUCCUUCGUAAAAAAAAUCGUCAGAUCUCAUCGCUUCACGUAUACCACCAUGCAUUGAUGCCAAUUUGCGGUUGGAUCGGUUGCAGAUUUUUGCCAAAUGGCCAUGGUACAUUAUUGGGUGUCAUCAACGCGUUCAUUCAUAUAAUUAUGUAUAUGUACUAUAUGCUAGCUUCGAUCGGACCACAUAUGAACAAAUAUCUCUGGUGGAAGAAAUAUUUGACGUCAUUGCAAUUAAUUCAGUUCUGUAUUAUUUUUGUCCAUACUUUUCAAAUCUUCUUCAACGGUUGUAAUUACCCAGUAUUUCUUACGUUCUUGCUCAAUUUUAAUUCAUUGGUUUUCAUUUAUUUAUUUGGUUCCUUUUACAUCGAGAAUUAUAUCAAAAAUAAAGAACAGAAGAAAAAUAAGACUGAAAAAAUAACGAAGACUGCGAACAAAAUGGAGUGAAUUGAUACUAUUUAAUGCCAUUUAGUUCUCGUUUAUCAAAAUCCACUUCGUUAUGAAAGAAAUUCAUGUUCGUUAGAUACAUCUAGCCCUCUAGCGAGAAAAACAUACAUUUGAUCGGGUAAUUUAUUACCAAUCGAUCUAUUUCGUUUUCUUAGUUUGAAACGAGAUUCGAUCGUCUGUGAAAUAUGCCGAGUGACAUUUUUACCAAAUUAAUUUAAUUUUUUUAUCUAAAUAUAUUUUUUUACAAUAGUUACACUUAAUUAAUUAUACACUUCUCUUUAAUUGAAUAUAUUUAUAAUAAUAUGUAUAAAUUAUUUUUAAAUUGUAUGACUAAAUAUUGACAAUAUAUAAAAAAAAUUUGAAAUUAUUGUAAAAGAAAAAAAAUUAUAUUGAAAAUUAUAAUUAGAGAUAUAAAAAAAUAUAAAAUCAAUUCUUGAUAACUUACUGGUCGAUAUUAUCGGUAAUAAAGGAAUCGCUCGAUUAUAGGACUUAUCAAUCGAUCUCAUCGAAUUGCUUUAUUUAUUGGUAAGGUAGGACAAGUAUCGUUAUCAUAAAUAAUAAUUUUGGUAUUUGUAAUUUUCAUGACUUUUUAUACCAUAUUUUUUUAUAAAUAAUAUAUUUUAUAAAUACUUAUAUAUAUAUAUCAGAAAUUUAAUAGGGUUUUAAUAAAUUUUUCAUCAAUGAAUCUGAAUAAAGAGAAAUGUGUUUUUAAUAUAUUUCUAUUAUGUCUAAAUAAAAAGAGGUUUUAAUAUUUUUAUUUUCAAAUAUUAUUUUUCAUUAUAAUAGAUUAUUUUAAUAAGAUAAUUUAAAAUAUUUACAACAAAAUACAAUAAAGUAUAACACAUUAUACAUAAUUGAUAAUCACAAAAGAGAAUUAUGAAAACAUUAACAAAAUGUUUAAUAUUGCUAAAAUAAUAUUCUAAAAUAAUCUUUAAAUUUUAUUAAAUUAAAAGAAAUUUAAAUGCACCAUUAACCUGUACAUAUAUAAAUAUGGCAAUAAUUAUACAAUAAAAGAACUUAUAUUCUUAGAUAAAAA